This is a messenger RNA of Tripterygium wilfordii, 1704 nucleotides long. RefSeq names its product protein BREVIS RADIX-like. The transcript has 7 exons. The record is from RefSeq and is a predicted model, not a curated record. Lineage: Eukaryota; Viridiplantae; Streptophyta; Magnoliopsida; Celastrales; Celastraceae. The coding region runs from base 410 to 1489 and encodes 359 amino acids.
CUUCUCUUGUCUGUAUCUAUUGAAACGAGAAAUCCGGAGCCGGAGCUCCACGAAUCCUCAAAUUUCCUUUUUGGUGCAAUCCAGAUCCUGACCCGGAUUCGUCGGCGGAAACAAGUGUUGUCGUUUCUGGUUCUAAAAUUUAGCAAGCAGAGGGAGUGUGUUUUUGUUCUUCUUACAAGAGUCGAUAUUCUGCUGCGAAAUUCAAGGGAUUCCCAAGAUUGAUUGCUUGAAGAUUUUUGGUAAUUUUGUCAUAUUUUCGAAGCUGCAAUCAUUGUGAAAUGAAUCAAAGUAUUUCGCAUGUAUUAAGGUACAUUUAAGAGAGACCCAGAAGAGCAGCUGCAAAAGAACACACAGGUCGGGUUCGCAGGAGUGGGAGUGGAGGGUAAAAAGGUAAUUAAAGAAAGAGAAGAUGUUUACGUGCAUACCUUGUACGAAGCAAAUGGCAGAGGAUGGAGGAGAGGAAGGUGGAGGUUCGCGUGGCGCUGACACUCCUAGGACUAAAGAAGCCGUCAAAAGCCUCACCACUCAGAUUAAAGAUAUGGCAUUGAAGUUCUCGGGUGCUUAUCGGCAAUGCAAGCCUUGCGCAGGCUCUAGCAGCUACAAGAAAGGACAGCGACCUUACCCGGAUUUUGAUGCUGCUUCAGAAGGGGUUCCAUACAGCUCAAGCUCAACUCCUGCUUGGGAUUUUACAAGUGGGAGUCACCACCCAGGUGCAAGAUUCGACUCCAGAUUUACUGCAUCAUUUGGCGGUGACCGAACCCCCGGUGGAACAGAGUCAUGUGAUGUUGUACUAGAGGAUGAGGAUGAGCCCAAGGAGUGGAUGGCACAAGUUGAACCAGGCGUUCACAUUACCUUUGUAACUCUUCCUCAAGGAGGCAAUGAUUUAAAACGAAUUCGUUUCAGCCGGGAAAUGUUUGAUAAGUGGCAAGCGCAACGAUGGUGGGGAGAGAAUUACGAUAGAAUUAUGGAGCUCUACAAUGUUCAAAGAUUUAAUCGCCAAGCUCUUAACACUCCCUCGAGGUCAGAGGAUGAGCAGAGGGAUUCUUCUUUCUCGAGACUCGGAUCCACGAGAGAAAGCCCAAUGGCUACAUCAUUACACAAAGAGUGGACACCAAGGAACUACUAUAAACCCACUGGAAGUAAAGGGUACUUCCCGUCUGAUCAUCUAGAUCAAGGUGGUGGCCACCACUACAAUGCUGGACCAAGUGCUUAUGCUUCUGGUGGUCCAAGAGGAGAGUGUUCCAUGGAUGCAUCAAGGACAACAACUUCAUCAAGAGAUGAGGCUUCCGUUUCUGUAAGCAACGCCAGUGAGGUGGAGUCAGAAUGGGUAGAGCAAGAUGAGCCCGGAGUGUACAUCACCAUCAGACAAUUAAUGGAUGGCACUAGGGAACUCCGGCGAGUCAGGUUCAGUCGAGAGAAGUUCGGGGAGGUGAAUGCAAAACGGUGGUGGGAAGAGAAUAGAGAAAGAAUACAAGCUCAAUACCUUUAGAAAUAUGAACUUUACACAACCUACAACACCAUUGGGAAGUUAAAAAGAAUUCAGGGCAGCGGUUGGAUGUCUUCUUCAUAUGGACUCCUCCAGUUUUGUUUCUUAGAGCUCAAGUCCUUACAAAAUACAUAUUCCAAAAUCAAGUUUUUAUAGAAAUCGACUUAUACUAACAUCAUUGUUUCAUGAAAGAGUGCAAAUCAUUUACCUUUAUCAUU